Molecule: messenger RNA, 6065 nt
Organism: Misgurnus anguillicaudatus (oriental weatherfish)
Lineage: Eukaryota; Metazoa; Chordata; Actinopteri; Cypriniformes; Cobitidae
Source: RefSeq, a predicted model, not a curated record
CAGAAUAAAGCAAUACACAAAAAAGAUGCUAGAGGCUCGGCCGCGGUGGUCCGGUUUGGCGCCGAUGGUGAUACAAGAGUCUCUAGCACAAAAAAAGAUGCUAGAGGCUUGACCGCGGCUCUGCCGCGGUUAGUCGCUAGCACGACUAACAUGCAGAUUAGAGUAAUGCACAAAAAAGAUGCUAGAGGCUAACACGCAGAAUAAAGCAAUACACAAAAAAGAUGCUAGAGGCUCGGCCGCGGUGGUCCGGUUUGGCGCCGAUGGUGAUACAAGAGUCUCUAGCACAAAAAAAGAUGCUAGAGGCUUGACCGCGGCUCUGCCGCGGUUAGUCGCUAGCACGACUAACAUGCAGAUUAGAGUAAUGCACAAAAAAGAUGCUAGAGGCUAACAUGCAGAAUAAAGCAAUACACAAAAAAGAUGCUAGAGGCUCGGCCGCGGUGGUCCGGUUUGGCGCCGAUGGUGAUACAAGAGUCUCUAGCACAAAAAAAGAUGCUAGAGGCUUGACCGCGGCUCUGCCGCGGUUAGUCGCUAGCACGACUAACAUGCAGAUUAGAGUAAUGCACAAAAAAGAUGCUAGAGGCUAACAUGCAGAAUAAAGCAAUACACAAAAAAGAUGCUAGAGGCUCGGCCGCGGUGGUCCGGUUUGGCGCCGAUGGUGAUACAAGAGUCUCUAGCACAAAAAAAGAUGCUAGAGGCUUGACCGCGGCUCUGCCGCGGUUAGUCGCUAGCAUGACUAACAUGCAGAUUAGAGUAAUGCACAAAAAAGAUGCUAGAGGCUAACAUGCACAUUAAAGCAAUACACAAAAAAGAUGCUAGAGGCUCGGCCGCGGUGGUCUGGUUUGGCGCCGACGGUGAUACAAGAGUCUCUAGCACAAAAAAAGAUGCUAGAGGCUUGACCGCGGCUCUGCCGCGGUUAGUCGCUAGCAUGACUAACAUGCAGAUUAGAGUAAUGCACAAAAAAGAUGCUAGAGGCUAACAUGCAGAAUAAAGCAAUACACAAAAAAAAUGCUAGAGGCUUGACCGCGGCUCUGCCUCGGUUAGUCGCUAGCAUGAGUAACAUGCAGAUUAAAGCAAUAUACAAAAAAGAUGCUAGAGGCUCGGCCACGGUACUCCAAGACGGCGGCCAUGAUGGCGGCCACUGUGGCAAGAGUCUCUAGCAUAGCUGAAAUACAGACUAAACAAAUCUGCAAAGAAGACGCUACAGACUCGGCCGUGGUACUCCAUGACGGUGAACACGGUGACUUGAGUCUCUAGCAUGACUGACAUACUGACUAAAAAGAUCUGCCAAGAAGACGCUACAGGCUCGGCCGUGGUACCCCAUGACGGUGACCACGGUGACUUGAGUCUCUAGCAUGACUGAAAUACUGACUAAAAAGAUCUGCCAAGAAGACGCUUCAGGCUCAGCCGUGGUAGUCCAUCACGGCGAACACGGUGACUUGAGUCUCUAGCAUGACUGACAUACUGACUAAAAAGAUCUGCAAAGAAGACGCUACAGACUCGGCCGUGGUACCCCAUGACGGUGACCACGGUGACUUGAGUCUCUAGCAUGACUGACAUACUGACUAAAAAGAUCUGCAAAGAAGACGCUACAGACUCGGCCGUGGUACUCCAUGACGGUGACCAUGGUGACUUGAGUCUCUAGCAUGACUGACAUACUGACUAAAAAGAUCUGCCAAGAAGACGCUACAGGCUCGGCCGUGGUACCCCAUGACGGUGACCACGGUGACUUGAGUCUCUAGCAUGACUGACAUACUGACUAAAAAGAUCUGCCAAGAAGACGCUACAGGCUCGGCCGUGGUACCCCAUGACGGUGACCACGGUGACUUGAGUCUCUAGCAUGACUGACAUACUGACUAAAAAGAUCUGCCAAGAAGACGCUACAGGCUCGGCCGUGGUACCCCAUGACGGUGACCACGGUGACUUGAGUCUCUAGCAUGACUGACAUACUGACUAAAAAGAUCUGCCAAGAAGACGCUACAGGCUCGGCCGAGGUACCCCAUGACGGUGACCACGGUGACUUGAGUCUCUAGCAUGACUGACAUACUGACUAAAAAGAUCUGCCAAGAAGACGCUACAGGCUCGGCUGUGGUACCCCAUGACGGUGACCACGGUGACUUGAGUCUCUAGCAUGACUGACAUACUGACUAAAAAGAUCUGCCAAGAAGACGCUACAGGCUCGGCCGUGGUACCCCAUGACGGUGACCACGGUGACUUGAGUCUCUAGCAUGACUGAAAUACUGACUAAAAAGAUCUGCCAAGAAGACGCUACAGGCUCGGCCGUGGUACCCCAUGACGGUGACCACGGUGACUUGAGUCUCUAGCAUGACUGACAUACUGACUAAAAAGAUCUGCCAAGAAGACGCUACAGGCUCGGCCGUGGUACCCCAUGACUGUGACCACGGUGACUUGAGUCUCUAGCAUGACUGACAUACUGACUAAAAAGAUCUGCCAAGAAGACGCUUCAGGCUCGGCCGUGGUACUCCAUGACGGUGACCACGGUGACUUGAGUCUCUAGCAUGACUGACAUACUGACUAAAAAGAUCUGCCAAGAAGACGCUACAGGCUCGGCCGUGGUACCCCAUGACGGUGACCACGGUGACUUGAGUCUCUAGCAUGACUGACAUGCUGACUAAAAAGAUCUGCCAAGAAGACGCUACAGGCUCGGCCGUGGUACCCCAUGACGGUGACCACGGUGACUUGAGUCUCUAGCAUGACUGACAUGCUGACUAAAAAGAUCUGCCAAGAAGACGCUACAGGCUCGGCCGUGGUACCCCAUGACGGUGACCACGGUGACUUGAGUCUCUAGCAUGACUGACAUACUGACUAAAAAGAUCUGCCAAGAAGACGCUACAGGCUCGGCCGUGGUACCCCAUGACGGUGACCACGGUGACUUGAGUCUCUAGCAUGACUGACAUGCUGACUAAAAAGAUCUGCCAAGAAGACGCUACAGGCUCGGCCGUGGUACCCCAUGACGGUGACCACGGUGACUUGAGUCUCUAGCAUGACUGACAUACUGACUAAAAAGAUCUGCCAAGAAGACGCUACAGGCUCGGCCGUGGUACCCCAUGACGGUGACCACGGUGACUUGAGUCUCUAGCAUGACUGACAUACUGACUAAAAAGAUCUGCCAAGAAGACGCUACAGGCUCGGCUGUGGUACCCCAUGACGGUGACCACGGUGACUUGAGUCUCUAGCAUGACUGACAUAUUGACUAAAAAGAUCUGCCAAGAAGACGCUACAGGCUCGGCUGUGGUACCCCAUGACGGUGACCACGGUGACUUGAGUCUCUAGCAUGACUGACAUACUGACUAAAAAGAUCUGCCAAGAAGACGCUACAGGCUCGGCCGUGGUACCCCACGACGGUGACCACGGUGACUUGAGUCUCUAGCAUGACUGACAUACUGACUAAAAAGAUCUGCCAAGAAGACGCUACAGGCUCGGCUGUGGUACCCCAUGACGGUGACCACGGUGACUUGAGUCUCUAGCAUGACUGACAUACUGACUAAAAAGAUCUGCCAAGAAGACGCUACAGGCUCGGCUGUGGUACCCCACGACGGUGACCACGGUGACUUGAGUCUCUAGCAUGACUGACAUACUGACUAAAAAGAUCUGCCAAGAAGACGCUACAGGCUCGGCCGUGGUACCCCAUGACGGUGACCACGGUGACUUGAGUCUCUAGCAUGACUGACAUACUGACUUAAAGAUCUGCGAAGACGCUACAGGAUCGACAGUGGGUGACCACAGCUGUUGGAGCCUCUGGUGCAACAAUAAUGAACGGUAUGUGGAAAAUCUGUCUAUCUGUCUGUCUGUCUGUCUGUCCGUCCGUCCGUCCGUCCGUCCGUCCGUCCGUCCGUCCGUCCGUCCGUCCAUCUAUCUAUCUAUCUAUCUAUCUAUCUAUCUAUCUAUCUAUCUAUCUAUCUAUCUAUCUAUCUAUCUAUCUAUCUAUCUAUCUAUCUGUCUGUCUGUCUGUCUGUCUUUCUUUCUGUCUGUCCAUUUAUCUAUCUAUCUAUCUGUCUGUCUGUCUGUCUGUCUGUCUGUCUGUCUGUCUGUCUGUCUGUCUGUCUGUCUUUAUGUCUGUCUGUCUGUCUGUCUGUCUGUCUGUCCGUCUUUAUGUCUGUCUGUCUGUCUGUCUGUCUGUCUUUCUUUCUUUCUUUCUUUCUGUCUGUCUUUCUGUCUGUCUGUCUAUCUGUCUGUCUGUCUGUCUGUCUGUCUGUCUGUCUGUCUGUCUUUACUUCUGUCUGUCUGUCUGUCUGUCUUUCUUUCUGUCUGUCUGUCUGUCUAUCUAUCCGUCUGUCCAUCUAUCUAUCUAUCUAUCUAUCUAUCUAUCUAUCUAUCUAUCUAUCUAUCUAUCUAUCUGUCUGUCUGUCUGUCUGUCUGUCUGUCUGUCUGUCUAUCUUUAUGUCUGUCUGUCUGUCUGUCUAUCUAUCCAUCUGUCCAUCUAUCUAUCUGUCUGUCUGUCUGUCUAUCUGUCUAUCUUUAUGUCUGUCUGUCUGUCUGUCUGUCUGUCUGUCUGUCUGUCUGUCUGUCUGUCUGUCUUUCUUUCUUUCUUUCUGUCUGUCUUUCUGUCUGUCUGUCUGUCUAUCUAUCUAUCUGUCUGUCUGUCUGUCUGUCUUUACUUCUGUCUGUCUGUCUGUCUGUCUUUCUUUCUGUCUGUCUGUCUGUCUAUCUAUCCGUCUGUCCAUCUAUCUAUCUAUCUGUCUGUCUGUCUGUCUGUCUAUCUUUAUGUCUGUCUGUCUGUCCAUCUAUCUAUCUGUCUGUCUGUCUGUCUGUCUGUCUGUCUGUCUAUCUAUCCAUCUGUCCAUCUCUCUAUCUGUCUGUCUUUCUUUCUGUCUGUCUGUCUGUCUUUCUGUCUGUCUGUCUGUUUGUCUAAACCAGUAUCCAAAGCAGUCAAAGACCGCGAUGUGAGGACAUCAACAGGAAAUAAAAACACAAGAAGUAAAGCGCUCUCAAUGUGAAUCAAACAACUGCUCGACUGAGGAGAUGAAGAGAAAAGUGCAGCUGCACAAUCCUAAAAUUUUGUUGUGUUUUGUAGAAGGUCGUCUGUCGGCUACACAACUCGGAGGCAAAUUGUAGGCAGUAUCACCAGGAGCAAAGAUUAAGUUCAACACAUCAUAAGAAGGUCACCUCAGUUUUAGUGGGAGCACUGGCUACAAACUUGGAAUUGAAGGCUUUGAUAAAAAUUACUUUGUGGCCUGCAAGACAUUACCAGAGCUAACCGGUGUGGCCGCAGCACAGAGUGACCAGAGGAGGAAGAGGCUCUUGGGUCAAAUCCGGUGUACUGGCUGUGGACAAAGUGUGUUUCUGAAGGGGGAUCACCGCUAACACGAUGUCAGAUGAAGAAGACAAUGCUGUUGAGUGCCUUCAACGUGAUGCCCAGCUGAUGCAUGACCAACGACCACCGGCAGAACCCGCUUAACCUCCGCCUAAUCUCCUUAAUCGUUUCAAUGUAUAUAUAAAUAUAUCUCCCAAGGGUUUUUCCCUCCUAGGACUUUUUUUACUUCCCCGGCUAAGCCUGGGGUUUUUUUUUCUCCUAGGGGGUUUUUCAACCCGGGGAGGCAGCCUUCUUGGGCUUAACUUAGCACCCUCUUCUUUACGUUACAUUAGCAAUACGCACGCUUAUAAUGUUGAUUCAUAGCCGCAGCAAAUUUAGCUGCUUGUGCUAUCGUGUAUUAUGUUGUGCUAUCUGUUGUUUUUCUGUGCUUUCCACUGCUUCUGUUAAUGUAAAGCUGCUUUGAAACAAUCCCCAAUUGUGAAAAGCGCUAUAUAAAUAAAAUUGAAUUGAAUUGAACUGUUGAUGAAGUGUCGGGUGGAUUGUGAGACCUUCAUCGUUCUUCAGCCAGGCGCUCCGCAAAUCUGUGUGCUAAGCUGCAGCUGCGACUGUGUGUGUGUUCGAGUUAUGCAGCGUUGAAUUGCUGUCUAACAGAAUGCCAUCGCUUACCUACAACCCCGAGACAGCAAAAUAAACACAUUUGAUGCCAAAUGUGAUCCCAAGAACAUAAUGUCUGGCUAUUUUUAACUUUUUAUGUGUUUAUUUUAUUAAUAAAACUCUUACAAACCUCGCAUUA